UGGCCUACUUUACACCUGAGGAGUAAUAACGAGUCGCGACUGCCGACGCUUAGACUGUUCCCUCUAUGCCCUGCUGUACAUACGCCCGUUCGGAUCGCAGCUAGCUGUGCUCGUAGUACACAUUUUACCGUUAAGGCUGGAGUUGGCGCGCGCGAUCUGUUUUACCGACGACGACGACGUUUUUGACGUAUCAACGAAGGAACAAACGCCGAUCGGUGUCUAGUCGCUGGAGUGAUAUUUAGCGCGCGAUCUAGGGAUUUUCGGUUUGGCAGGUUGAAGUUGAAGGAGAAAAAAAUAGAAAGAAAAAAACAUGUAGAGGAUUCGAGAUUGUUUGGCGCUUUCUUCUGAUUUACCGGAAGUAGAUAUAAUAAAUGGACAAAAAUGUCAUCGUUGGGAAUUAUGACCCUUACGCGCACCCCGUGUGAGCUCGACAAGAUGAGCCUUUUUCAGGACCUGAAAUUGAAGAGAAGAAAAGUCGAUUCAAGGUGUAGCAGUGACGGCGAAUCUGUCGCCGACACUAGCACGUCGUCUCCAGAUCUCAUCAUUCCACCGUCACCGAAAAUGGCCGACGCGGCGAUCAACCCGCCUCCCAGCCCGGACUCCACACCACCAGCCCAUCAGCUGAUCAAGCCCGAGCCCACCCUGGAUAAGAUCUCCAGCCGCCUGGAGGACUCGGGAGUGUUCGACGGAGGCGGCACGGGUACCGGAGGGAGUGGCAGCACAACAGCCAGCGUCAUCCGGAGUCUGCGAAGCCAGAGCCCGCCCGCCUUAAGGCCAGCACCGCCUUUCAGCCCUUCCCAACCGCCCAGGCCGCACAGCUCACCGGGGAGACCGGCCAAUGCGAGUCCGGUAAUUAAGCACGCCCCUCUCUUGCUGCAGCCGACCACGCCCAGUCCACCGAGGAACCUCACGCCCACCAUCGUAACUUCACAAGAACCUACGUCUUCGUCCGCGUCUACGUAUUUCCAAACCAGACCUAGAGGAGUUAUUAUCAGUCAGCCGCCUGCAGCGCUGGUUCAGGGUCAGUUCUGGCUGAAACAUCAAAGAAUAAAUGGGGUGAAGCCAGAAUUAAUAGGAGGAAAUUUUGGACCAACAUCUUCACCGCCUCAUAUACCGGAAUUAAGGUCGCCGGGAAGUCCGAUGGCGAGGUCGAGUACGACAAUACCAGUGCGACAAACGCCCACAGUGAUAAUGGGCGAGGCUGGGGGCGUGAGAACGAUGGUAUGGUCCCAGCCCACGCUCUGUACCACGCCCAUAUCACCGACCGGCAGCGAACCGCCUCUUUUUCCUACAACAUCGGGUUGGUCGCCGGGUGCAAGCUCCGCCUCCAACCCCGAAGAAAGCGCCGCGCAGAUGCUCCUUAACUUAGGGCAAGACAACCGCCUACGCCUACCAGUGAGCAGAUCUAUGAUGUCACCUCAAUCCCCUCCAGUUAGCGGGUUUUCCACCACCACCGCGCCCUUAAACAUGGAACGCCUUUGGGCGGGCGAUUUAAGGCAAAUCCCUCUCAACCAACAAACCCAAGCGCUCAAUCUAACAUCUCCGACGGGUCUACCACCGCAAAAUCUAUUUCCUAUGAUGGGUUUGAGCGAACCUAGUGUGACGCCGGAGGUCCAGGAGCAAGGGGAGGAAGAGGAGCAGCCGAUGAUUUGCAUGAUCUGCGAGGAUAAGGCGACGGGAUUGCAUUACGGGAUCAUCACGUGCGAGGGGUGUAAGGGUUUCUUUAAAAGGACGGUGCAAAAUCGGAGGGUGUACACGUGCGUGGCGGACGGGAACUGUGAGAUCACUAAGACGCAGCGGAAUAGGUGUCAAUAUUGCCGGUUCAAGAAGUGCAUCGAACAGGGAAUGGUAUUACAAGCUGUACGGGAAGAUAGAAUGCCGGGUGGUAGAAAUAGUGGAGCCGUCUAUAACUUGUAUAAAGUCAAGUACAAAAAACACAAAAAGGCCUCCUGUAAAGCGUCAGCGAAGAACCAAGAGAAAAGCCUGCAGCAGUUCAAGGUGGAGCAACACCAACAGCAACAGCAGCAACAACAGCCUUCAAUAUUGCCACCAAACCUAGUCAACGGUACGAUCCUGAAAACCGCCCUGACCAACCCGAGCGAGGUGACGCGGUUACGUCACCGGCUGGAUAGCGCGGUGUCCAGCUCGCGGGAUAGGAACUUCUCCGUGGACUACGUGCUGUCCAUGAUCAAGACGCUGAUCGACUGCGACGAGUUUCAGGACAUCGCGACGCUGCGGAACCUGGACGAGUUGCUGGACCACAACACAGAUCUCAGCGAGAAACUGUGCAAUAUCGGAGAUUCCAUCGUUUAUAAAUUGGUUCAGUGGACGAAAAGGUUACCUUUUUAUCUGGAACUUCCUGUGGAGGUGCAUACGCGACUGCUGACCCACAAGUGGCACGAACUGCUCGUACUUACCACUUCAGCUUACCAAGCGAUCCAAAAGACUGCCAGCGAGCAACAGAUGCACCAGAGUGCAGCCGCGUCCACCACCUUGAUAGAACCAGAUUUUACUCAAGAGGUGGAGGCCAACCUAUGCACUUUGCAAAACUGUUUGACGUCCAUGAUGGGUCGCGAGAUAACCAUCGAACAGCUACGACAAGACGUCGGACUGAUGAUCGAAAAAAUCACCCAUGUGACGCUCAUGUUUCGACAGAUCAAACUCACCAUGGAGGAAUACGUGUGCCUUAAAGUUAUCACCAUGCUUAAUCAAGCAAAACCUGCCAGUGGUUCGGGUAGUACUGAACUGGAAACGAUCCAUGAGCGAUACAUGACGUGCCUACGUGUUUACACACAACAUAUGUAUCCUCAACAAGUUACCAGAUUUCAAGACUUACUAGUUAGAUUACCAGAGAUACAGUCUGCGGCAUCUCUUCUAUUAGAAAGUAAGAUGUUUUACGUUCCUUUUUUACUAAAUUCGGCGAUUCAGAGGUAGUAGGAAGGCUUUCCUCGACUUUAGGCGUAUUAAUAAAAUUAAAUAAAGUAUAUAUAUAUUGCGUGUAAGUUGAUUUGUAUAUAAAUAAAAUCGUAAACAUAUUUUAGAAAAAGCGGCGGAUUUAUAUUAUGAAAGUACACACACCUAUUCUUUGUUAUAUGUCGAUGUUUCGUUCGAAGCAAGAAAUUGUUUUAAAUUGUACUACUGGACUGAUGUUGACAGAUAAUUUGUGAAAUUGGUCGAGCAUUUAAAUUCGUAAAAUCUCUAGUCAAAAAUGGAUUUCAGUAAUCACACAUUCUUAAGUUAUUCUUAUACUGAUUUCUAAUUUCUUUCAUCUUAUCAUCCAUUUUUCAUAACUCUGCAAACUGUGAUUCUCAUUUUUUCUUCGACAUAUUUAUACAUGAUUUUUUCCUCUAUACGUAAAUCAUUCUUGUUCAUCUAUUAUUUCUUGAUCUACUAUUACUAUUUUCUGUUCACAUUUUCAUAUUUCUCAUUUAUAUUAAACAAUAUGAUCAAAAGGUUUUAUGGUGAAGUGUGCGGUGAUAAAUAAACAAUUUUAUUGAAAAUUACAUUAUAAUGUUUAAUGUUUUACCUAUCAUACCCUAUUACUUACACCUGGUAUUAUUUAACUUUUUUUCAUAACUCUGUAAUGUAUGAUUUACAUUUGUUUUUAGCUACUGUUUAUGCAUAAAAUCACUAUUAAUUCCUGUCUAUAUAUAAUAUAUCUACCCCUCUAUAACAUUCUUCCACUUUUUUUCCUUUUCAUAUCCUGCUUCAUGUUUGAGCUUACUAUAUCAUUAAAGUUCUUAAUAACAGUGACAAUUUGAUUGAUAUAAGAAAUUAAGUAUAUAAUAUUAAACUAAAUAAGAAUAUAAGUAUUUUGUUGUGUUGUAUAUAACGCCAAAGGUUUCAGACUCAACUAUAUUUAUUAUAUAUUUGGCAAAUAUUUAUUUAUCAAACGCUUGUUAUAGGUAAAACCUACAAUAUAAUGGACAUAAUUUUUUCGUAGUUUUUGGCCUAAACUAACUUUUAUAAUAUUUAUUAUAUAUAUUAUAAUAUUACAAUGUUGUUCUAACGUUUAAGAAAGACUUCAAAUAGCUUAAGAUCAACUGUCACUGUAGGGAUUUUUAUAUGGUAAACUUAAACUAAAAUGUCACGUAAUUUUUUCAUUUGAUUAUCAUCAUCCAUCUAAGUGUCAACUUACCUCAUCUAUACGAUUUAAAUUCUUUCAAUAUACAUCUCUCUAAUCUUUUAGUAGUUUUGCUUUUCAUUUUUUCACUUCUAAUUUACAGUCAUUUUCAAGUUAUCAACA
Sitophilus oryzae (rice weevil) is the source of this 4246-nucleotide messenger RNA. It is a transcript of the gene Hr4, whose product is annotated as hormone receptor 4. The record is from RefSeq and is a predicted model, not a curated record. Gene Ontology annotation, molecular function: sequence-specific DNA binding; zinc ion binding; DNA-binding transcription factor activity. NCBI's taxonomy places the organism in Eukaryota, Metazoa, Arthropoda, Insecta, Coleoptera, Curculionidae. Gene Ontology annotation, biological process: regulation of DNA-templated transcription. The transcript has 9 exons. The coding region runs from base 382 to 2934 and encodes 850 amino acids.